Salmo salar (Atlantic salmon) is the source of this 987-nucleotide messenger RNA. Its product is annotated as saccharopine dehydrogenase-like oxidoreductase. Gene Ontology annotation, biological process: glycolipid biosynthetic process. The record is from RefSeq and is a predicted model, not a curated record. Lineage: Eukaryota; Metazoa; Chordata; Actinopteri; Salmoniformes; Salmonidae. Gene Ontology annotation, cellular component: plasma membrane; mitochondrion; lipid droplet.
AUGUUGACUGUAACCUCUGCCAGGCCUGACAACAUUAUCAUAUUCGGAGCCUCUGGUUUUAACAGGCAGUUUGUGUUGGAAGAGGCUCAGAGCGCCGAAGAUCCCAGUGGGUCUCUGAAAUGGGCCUUGGCUGGACAGAGCAGACAGUGGCUGGAGGGAGGUCUGAACCAAGCCUCCAAGAGUGACGCUCCAUACGUGUUUACAGUUUAUGGUGAGUCAGUGGUCAGGGCCUGUAUAGACUUCAGUGGAGAACCUCAGAGAUGCUCCUUCCUUCCCUGUAAGGAGGCUGUGACAUGGAAGUCAGCCAUCUACGGCUUUGCAGACAGCGGCUCCCUGAGAAAGCUGAGGAAGAAAUUUGGCCACCAACCUCUCCCCAUCGUAGGAGCCAAAGUCAAGAAGAGGGCUAGCCUGUUCCUCAGUAAGCAGAUUGUCCAGCAUGCCAUAUCCUUCAUUGGCUCAGACUCAUGGGUGGUCAGGAGAUCCCAGCGCUUCCUGUAUGAGGAGGACUUACAGGAGCAUACAGGUGUCCAGUACUCUGUGCAUGUAGGUGUUGGUGGCAUCUGGUGGUUGAUAAAGAUGUUCUGUGGCAGCCUGCUGUUUUGGUUCCUUGGGAAGUUCGGCCCAGGAAAGAAGCUCCUAUCUCAGUUUCCAGAGUUCUCCUUUGGCGUGUUCACCAAGGCUGGAGCCAGCAGGAAGCAGAUGGAGGGAACAUCUUUCAGUCUGUUUUUCAGGUAUGGUUAUGCUGAGGCUCUGCACCCCUCUCAGGGAAGACCCAACGCUAGGAUCUGUACCCAGAAACAUGGAGCAGAGCCUGGCUAUGUAGCCACGCCUGUCGCUAUGGUACAGGCAACUAUCACCAUUCUGAACGAACCACAAUUCCUUCCUAUCAAGUCUCUCUCAUGCAGUCCAGGAGCAGCGUUUGCCAGGACCACUCUCAUCAACCGCCUCAGCAGACAUGGCCUCGUCUUCUCAGUGAAGAGAUUUUAA